UGAUAUGCAAUUUAUAGAACAAGAACUGAAAGAUGUUAAACAACGGUGUACAGAGAAAGUGGAAGGAAGUGAAGUUGAAGCAUGUGUUUCAGCAAUGGUCAGAGUCCGAAUACGGCGGACAAAGUUUAAGGAUGUUACGGUAUGCCUUCAAUUUCCCAAAGAUUAUCCAAACAGACCGCUUGUAGUUGAGCUGAAAAGUAAAACGUUACCUGACAAACUCCUGGAUGGCUUAUCAAGAUUGUGUGAGAAAGAGUGUGCUGAGAAGCAUCUAGGACGCGAACAAGUGCUUUUGACGCUGAAGUUUGUGAGAACCUUCAUAGAUGAAAAUCCGUUGUGUGUCUGCAGUGACGAGAUAAGUCGAACAAAACGAAUGCUAUCUGAUGGCGAUGAUUGUAAAUUAAAGCAGAAGUCGGGGCUUGUGCUUCUUAGAGCUUGCCAAGGUCUAUACUUCAUCGACGUGAAACUCUCUCUGCCGGAUACAUAUCCCGAAGAGCAAGUUGGGGUGGAAUUAAGAGGCUCAAACUUUCCAAAGCUGUUCAAUAGGAUAUUUAUGGGAAAUGCUAUUGAGAUUGCCCGACGCUGUGUGGAACCUCCAAUCAAGAAAAGGCCGAAGGACCCUCCUUUUGUGCCUCAGAAGUCUCUGCUUCCUGUUACCAAGUAUCUCAUCAAUGAUUGUGUCAAAUAUUGUGCCACGCAAGUUUGUGCUCUCUGCAAAAAAGCCUGCUUUCCAGAUGAUCCAAAGAACGUAGAGAAAGGGGAACUCGAAUACAACUAUGCCGAGAAAGUUUACUGUGGACAUCUCUUUCACUAUGGAUGUAUGGAUGCCUAUAUGAAAAUUCCUCCAUUUCAAGGAGGGAAGCAAUGUCCAAAUGCUGACUGCAAGAAGCGCAUCUACCACAAUAAGUGGCGAGCAACACCGGAAGUAGCUGAGGCAAGGUGGGCUCACGCGCAGGCGAAAGAUCGAGAACUCGCAGAGGUCGUCGAUUUUCUAGUUGAUUGACGACGGGUGGCAUAAAGUAACACAUCUGUCGUUUGUUUGUUGAAACCAUCUCUAUCUAAAAUCAUGAGGAUGCAAUUUAGGACAUCUAGAGAUCUGUUGUGAUGUAUAUGAAAAUAGAAAGUUUUUAAUAAUUUCCUUCAGGUCUGGCUUUACACUUUGUGAUCGAUUGAUGGUCUAGGUUUUAAUGGGAAAUAAACUAUUAAUCAAGGUAGACAAUAUUCAAUAAUAACUAUACAUUAAUAUCUUUGGUUAUAUGGUUUCUGUAAAGUAAUAUAAUUUUAAAUAAGUCAGACCAAUGAAUUUCAAUGUUUCAUAAAUUAGUACGUGUGUAUUUAUUCAAAUAUAGUGGUAUUAGGAGUUCUCAGGUAUACUGUACACACUGUUCAUGUUAUCAAGAGCAUAUAAAGAAGGAGAGCGUACAACGGUAAAAUGCUGAAACCAUGUUGCAGUAUUAGUCGAA
Priapulus caudatus is the source of this 1460-nucleotide messenger RNA. RefSeq lists its product as uncharacterized. NCBI's taxonomy places the organism in Eukaryota, Metazoa, Priapulida, Priapulimorpha, Priapulimorphida, Priapulidae. The coding region runs from base 5 to 1000 and encodes 331 amino acids. The transcript is spliced from 7 exons. The record is from RefSeq and is a predicted model, not a curated record. Gene Ontology annotation, molecular function: protein binding.